Oryzias melastigma (Indian medaka) is the source of this 315-nucleotide messenger RNA. RefSeq names its product porphobilinogen deaminase. Gene Ontology annotation, molecular function: hydroxymethylbilane synthase activity. Lineage: Eukaryota; Metazoa; Chordata; Actinopteri; Beloniformes; Adrianichthyidae. Gene Ontology annotation, biological process: heme biosynthetic process. Gene Ontology annotation, cellular component: cytoplasm. The record is from RefSeq and is a predicted model, not a curated record.
GAGCUGUACCCUGAUGUCCACUUGGAGAUAGUUGCCAUGUCAACCACAGGAGAUAAGAUUCUGGACACGGCCCUGUCGAAGCGUGGUCGGCACCAGCUCUCUGCGGCGUGCUGCCCAGCUGAAGAGGAGGUUCCCCCACCUGGAAUUCAAGGACAUUCGCGGGAACCUGAACACUCGGCUGAAGAAGCUGGACGAGAAGGAGGACUUUGCUGCCAUCAUCCUGGCUGCAGCUGGGCUGAAGAGGAUGGGCUGGGGGGACCGGAUCAGCGCGGUAUGGAACGGCCUCCGAAUCACUUCCAUGUCCUCAGACUUAUC